Messenger RNA from Aspergillus alliaceus, 1047 nucleotides. Its product is annotated as threonine/serine dehydratase. Gene Ontology annotation, molecular function: L-serine ammonia-lyase activity; threonine racemase activity; ATP binding. Gene Ontology annotation, biological process: pyruvate biosynthetic process; L-serine metabolic process; D-serine biosynthetic process. Bases 1 to 1047 code for a protein of 348 amino acids. The record is from RefSeq and is a predicted model, not a curated record. The transcript has 2 exons. NCBI's taxonomy places the organism in Eukaryota, Fungi, Ascomycota, Eurotiomycetes, Eurotiales, Aspergillaceae.
AUGGCGAAUCCAACGACUUGUCCUCCCCUGACGCGGCAGUCGGUUACCAAGGCUCACGAGCUUAUCAGAUCUCGCGUUCACUGUACUCCUGUCAUGACAAGUACGUUUAUGAACCAGCUAGCAUCGACGCCCCGGAAAAGCGCGAAGCCGAUAAUCAGACUCUGGUUCAAAUGCGAAAAUCUGCAACGAGUUGGCGCCUUCAAGGUCCGAGGCGCUUUCCACGCAAUCGAGAGGCUCAAGCAGGAACCGGGCUGGCUGGAGAAUGGUGGUUUGAGCAGAGGCGUUGUGAGCUUCAGCGCAGGCAACCAUGCUCAAGCAGUCGCACUAGCUGCUCGCGAGAGCAAUAUGCCUGCGCACAUCGUCAUGCCUGAAACUAGCAGUCGAGCCAAGAUCGAAUCAGUGCAAGGCUAUGGUGCCAAUCUCACAAUUAGUGGUCGCUUUGAUCGCGAAGCCGUUGCUGCUCAAGUAGUAGCAAAAACAGGAGCCCGGUUGGUACCACCCUACGAUCACCCAGACGUCAUUCUUGGUCAGAGUAGUGUAGGCUUGGAGCUGCAGUCGCAGGUUGCGAAACUUGAUGCUAUUAUCUCUCCGAGCAGUGGUGGCGGCCUCCUCUCCGGCACCGCGCUCAGCUGCGAAGGAACUGGGAUCCGUGUUUAUGGAGCUGAGCCGGAGUUCGAAGGGGCGGACGACGGGCGGCGAGGGUUUCUAUCUGGGAAGAGGAUUACCCAUGUUGAAACCAGCACGAUUGCAGACGGACUUGUUGGGAAGCUUGGGUUGUAUCCCUGGGAGAUCAUUUACGAGCGGCGGCUGGUGGAUAUGAUAUACGCUGUCAGCGAGGACGAGAUCCUAGACGCCAUGAAACUCAUAUUUGAGAGGCUCAAGCUUGUUGUUGAGCCUGCGGCUGCGGUCCCACUAGCAGUUGCGCUGUAUAAUGAAGAGUUCAGAGAGAUGGUAGAGCACACAGCAGGCGACGCGGGUUGGGAUGUGGGCAUUAUUCUUAGUGGAGGAAAUAUCGGUACCGGAAGGAUUGCAGAGCUUUUUUCUUAA